Molecule: messenger RNA, 2732 nt
Organism: Pelmatolapia mariae (spotted tilapia)
Lineage: Eukaryota; Metazoa; Chordata; Actinopteri; Cichliformes; Cichlidae
Gene: mmp21
Product: matrix metallopeptidase 21
Exons: 7
Coding region: 279-2372 (697 amino acids)
Biological process (GO): collagen catabolic process; extracellular matrix organization; proteolysis
Cellular component (GO): extracellular matrix
Molecular function (GO): metalloendopeptidase activity; zinc ion binding
Source: RefSeq, a predicted model, not a curated record
AGGUUUUAACAUCUUUCCACGGAUCAGCUGCAGUCCAUUUAAAACCACUGAAGCAUGUAUAACAUAACCACAGAGAAAGAGUCAAAUUGAGCAGUUGUAGAUUGUAAAAGAUGAGUUUACUUUUCACGCAGAGGUGAAGAAAGCAGGUUAGAUUUGUAGAGUCACACCUCUGGAGGGGUGUGGAGAAGCUAAGGAUUUGCUUAUAAAGCAGCGUUGCUCCUCACUUGUCAUCGUCUCAUCUUGCAUAUAGACCCAGGAGUACACCGCUAAAGGCCACGAUGCUGAAUUUAAUCCAGCUGAUAUUUAUGCUCUUUUUGACCAACAGUAGCACAACUGAUGCAGAGAAACUUUUCCAUAAUCGGGAUCAUUCUGAUACGCAGACCCUUAAUUCUCACCGAGCUAAGGCUAUAACAGACAAGUACACAGCUGAGUUAUUUCUCUUUAGAUAUGGAUUCAUCAAGCCAGUUAACUGGGAGGAGGUUCAGUUUGAGGAUUCGGACACCUCUUUCAGCGGUGACUUCCUCGACGAUCUUCAAACCACAAUCCAGGAGGGAACCUCAGCGUCUUAUUUGAGGGCUGCUCAUCGAGCUGGUGAUCAGCAGGGCUAUAACCGUCAAAAUGAAAACCAAGCCUUUAUUUCAGCACUUAAAGAGUUUCAGAGGGUUUCAGGUCUGCCUGUUACAGGGGUGUUUGAUGAGGCCACCAAGUUAGCUAUGAACAAACCAAGGUGUGGAGUUCCUGAUAAAGAGACUGGUCUGGCCAACCCUGUCAUCACUACAGCACCUCAGAGCAGUGGUGACUUUGAUUUUGAAAACAGUACCACUGACAGUUUUACUGAGACCAACAGGAGCAACACAGCAAGUGACAUAAUCAGUGGCACUUCUUUAGGUACUGCAAAUUUCUCUGAAGACGACAUAUUAAAUUUUAAUGAUACGGACGGUGUGCUCACAGCCAUUUCCAAUGACACCAGCAUGAAUUAUACAACAGAGCUUUUAAAGAGCACUUCUCUAAACAGCUCGCACGACAGCAGACUGGGAAGCCAAACGGGGAAUAUGAGUGCGAACGCGCAUCAGAGUGAAGCAGUGAGACGCAAGAAGGAACAUCUCGCAAGUCUCAUAUCCAAAAGCAGGCGGAAGAGAGAUUUGACUCCAACUGGCCACAUGGCUUUUUCCAAGAAGGUGUUAAACUGGAGGCUGAUAGGAGAAGGCUACAGCAGCCAGCUGACUAUUGAAGACCAGAGGUACAUCUUCAGACUGGCUUUCAGGAUGUGGAGUGAGGUGUCGCCACUGGAAUUUGUGGAGGAUACACGUGCCCCAUUGGAGGAUGUUGACAUCAGGCUGGGAUUUGGUACAGGAAGGCAUCUGGGAUGUAAUCAGAAGUUCGAUGGCACUGGUCAAGAAUUUGCCCAUGCUUGGUUCCUGGGUGAUAUACACUUUGAUGAUGAUGAGCACUUCACAACUCCCAAUGUUGGCAGUGGAAUCAGCCUUCUCAAAGUAGCAGUUCAUGAGAUUGGCCAUGUUUUGGGUCUACCCCACAUAUAUAGACCCGGAUCCAUAAUGCAGCCCAGCUAUCUACCGCAGGAGUCCAGCUUUGAAAUGGACUGGAUGGACAGAAAAGCUAUACAGCAGCUCUAUGGAGGCUGUAAAGGUCGGUUCAACACGGUGUUUGAUUGGAUCAGAAAGGAGAAGACACCCUAUGGGGAGGUGGUGAUCCGCUUUAACACCUAUUUCAUGAGAGAUGGCUGGUACUGGCUGUAUGAGAACAGAAAUAAUAGAACGCGUUAUGGUGAUCCAGUUCCGCUGCAAACUGGCUGGCAUGGGAUCCCCAUGGAUGGAGUGGAUGCACAUGUCCAUGUCUGGUCCAGGAAAAGAGAUGCUGUAUAUUUCUUCAGAGGUACUCAGUUCUGGAGGUAUGAUAGUGAGAACGACCAGGUGUUUGGACACGACUCUGAAGGCCACCAUUAUCCGAGGUUAAUCUCUGAAGGAUUCCCAGGGGUGCCAAGUCCUAUUGACACAGCCUUUUAUGACAGGAGGGACUCCCACAUCUACUUCUUUAAAAACAAUCUUGUGUAUGCAUUCAGCGUGGAAGCCAACAACUUGGCAAGAGGGUUCCCAAAAAACAUCAGAGAUGUUUUCCCUCCUGUGGUGAACACAGACCAUCCAGAUGGCAACAUUGACGCUGCCUACUUCUCCUACACUCACAAUGCCAUCUUUCUACUCAAGGGCAUACGCUUCUGGCAAGUAGUGGGCAGUCGUGAUCGCUGGCGACGGCCCUUUCUGCCACGAAAUGGCCUGCUGCCACAUAAGGAGGUGGAUCAGCAUUGGUUUGAUAUCUGCAAUGUUCAUCCCACUGCACUCAAACUAACCCGCUGAGAGUGUUGCAGCAGAGAUGUGAUAGAGCUUGCUAAGGUUUGCAUAUGUGAUCUACUGAUUUAGUUUUAUGUACACAUAUUGUCAAGCUGCAAUAACUGUCUAAUUUCUAGAAGACAACAACAAUUUUUUAUUUUGUUGGCUAAUUUUCACCGAGGUGUGUUAUAUAUGUAACAGCUGCUCUUUCAUUCCUUUUCUUUUUCGGAGCAGUGCUGAAUGCAUUCUGCCACAAAAACAAUCCUAAAGGACUUCCUAUUAUUAAGAUAUUCAGAGAAUAUAUGUAUGUAUAAUGUAGAUAAAGCCAAUAAAUGUUUUGUUGAGCUGCUCAAAAUAAUAUUUGAUGUGCUUACUGUAAGUGCACUG